AUGUUAUCUCAAGAUGCGAAUCAGACGCGCAACACUCUUCUCUUCUCUCUCGUCAUUGACAAUGAGCCCUAUGCAUCAAUCUGGAACAUAUUCUACCAUUUCUACAUAACUAACACCGACAAUGCCAUGCUACAGAAGCAGAUUUGCAAACUUCUUCGACAAUCGGCGAACUUAGAAGUAUGGUCAUCUUCAAACUAUGGCGCAUCAAUCUGUUUCAUGAACCAAGACACACUGGACCAAGUUCGAGAAAUGUGGACUCAGUAUCUCGAGAUCGCAAAUCUUAGAUCAGAUUCCAGGGAAAGAGAUCACUUCGAAACAAAGUUUAAAUCAGAGAUCAAUUCAACCAAGAAAGAGCAAUAUGUUACAAAGAAGGAUAUCGGGGUCCAGGAUGUCUGUGGUCGGAAACAGUAUGCGUCUGCUCUUCGUUCAGCAGGUGGCAAUUGGGAAAGUGCCAUCCAAACAGUUGUUGACGCCUUCGCUGGAUUUUGGGACCACGGUGUGAUCGCGGGGAAUUCGCAUGAUGUGGAAGCUUUGAAACUCGAUGGUCAACUUGUUAAUCCGCUGAUGGCACUUACAUCUGCAGGAAACGCAUUUGCAAUCUCUUCGAGCUCGGAUCCUCUUUUGGGCUUUCGCCUCGCAAGCGCCUUCGAUAAUUUGAAUUCUUCCCAGGAGGAAUUGGCAGCAAAUGUUGUGAGACAAGCAAAGACUCAAUUUCAGGAGUGGGGUGCGAGUUUUGGGGAAAGGGUUCGUGAGAAGGUAAUAGUCAUACGACUCUUUUGCGGCGAUGCUUUGAGAUUCUCUUAUGCGCUACAAAGCUUAGGAGUUAAUGGAACUCCAGAAACGAAACUGCUCAGUUUAUUUACCAUGGCAUGGCGUUCAACUCCACUGACUCUUUACAAUCCUGGUACGACAAGCGGUAUCCAUACAUUUGACGUCAUCGACACCAACAAUCUGGCUGAUCCGCUUGGCAUUCUGAAUCUGCUGUCCGCUAUCGCGCCAUUAUUGUCUCGCAAGGCAACCUCAGUCAUAUUUACUGAGACGCUGUCUUUUUAUACCAAAGAUCCAGUUGAAAUUCUAUCUCAUAUCCUGUGUUGCGAUAUCACAACCUUCUCACUACUUCUGGGGUUGGCACCAUCCGGUCACUUAUUCGGGCUUACCACGUAUGCCGUUGGGCUGAAUGCCCAACGACAAUUUUCAGUCCAUCGAAAUAACAAUGAUAGUUAUCAUAUGCGAGUUGAGUGGAGAUACCCAAAUCUAGACGAUCCAGCAGGUAGAGAAUUGAUUUUCGAACCGCACGAGCUCGCCCUUUUCUUCUUCAAGCUCUAUUCGAGGAUGUUCGAAGUUGAGUCCAUGUCUCCAACUACCGGAAAGGAAAUACAUCAUUUAAGAUACAAUCGUCUUGGCUUUUCCGCUCUUGUUUGUCUAGCGAAAGAUUGUGUCAAGAAUGAUCAGCUGUCAACCUUUGGGGACUCUCUUCUCGAACAUAUCGAAAGGGAGGAUCAAUUGCGUAUGGGUGGUCUUCAACUUCUCGAGUUAUCGUUACACUUCUACCAACUAGGCAUUUGUUCCCGGCCAUCUUUACUGGAAAUACCUCGUCAAAUCAUGCUUGCAAGCCAAAAAGAAUUCAAAAAUGGUCCGUUGAGUUUACGAUAUCAAGAAAGUGGCAUGGAUUCACUAGAUCAAAAUGAAUUUCCUCGUCUGGUUUGGAUCUCUCUGAGUGUUCCACGCGAGAUCCUUGAAUCAUUGAAGAUAGAUAACGAGUAUGCUACGGUUGGGCUACAAAUCAAAAUCCGGCAUACGAAAAGUGAGACCGAGGCCAGCUUCAUGUCGCUUCAGUGCUUUUUUGGUAGUCUGGUCCAACGAGCUGAUGACAAUGAUGCUUACGAUGUGAUUGAAGAUCCACAAGGCUUGAAGGGGACAUCGGACUUAAUUGUGACAUGUGCUGUACCCUCCUUAGUAUUGAUGUUAGAGUCCAGAGAAUCCACACGAAUAGAGUUAGCAUUUUUAAGCAGCAGCAGAUUGAGUGCGAACUAUAUGUACGGCGGGGCUAUAUGUAGCUAUAGUCUUGAGGAUAAUGUAUUGAUUCUAAGAGAGCCGCCAGGAGUCAGAUUACAGCCUUUUGCAACGGAUCAUGCAGCCGUCCUACGCAUAUCUUCUACUUCUAAAAAUCCUUGCUUUGUCCGAAUGACAGACGGUCUUUCAAUUGAGUCCCUCGAAACUCGAAAGAAUUUUGAGCAUUUAGCAACCGAAAGUGCCAUCAGAGCCCGCCAAAUAUCUCCUUUCAUUAUUUCCGAAAGAUUCAACGGUUUUGAAAUCGACCAGAUCCAUUUCCCAUAUCCGGUUUCUCUCCAUGAAGCAACGAUCGAUACUUUGAACAAGGUGAAAACAUUGGUUGCAAAGCCGAAUUUAGCUUUAAAUAAUACAGGUUACACACUGAAUCAAUUUCCGGUUGUGCUGGAUGGCUCAGACGCUUAUCCUCUCACAAUUCCCAAAGUAAAUAUGGAUCAGCAGCCAAUCAUAUCUAGUACUGGUCGCGAGACUGGGGAAUGGAUUUCGAAUCUCAUGCAUAGUAUGUUCUGUGCACGAGAACGCUCGUACUGGCGCAAAUCUGAUAUUGGACUCCAAGAAGAUGUUCCUGCUCUAUUUACAAUCAAAAGCUACAUCCACAACAUGGCGGUUUCCUUCGUUCAGCCAUCUUCUCUAGGUCGGAAGCAGACAUUCUUGUUUGAUAGUGGUGACCCACGUAGUAUCUCAAUGAUCAUCUUUGUCUCGGCUUUGCGACAUAAUAUUGAUCAGAGCUCGGUUGUUCUAGAUUCAUAUCUGCUUCCGCUUACAGCCGAAUCCUCUCCGAUCACCCCUGUAAUCGAGAAACUACUUGCUUGUAAAACCACUCAGCCAAUUUCCUACGGUAUGAGAGAGGUAGAUGAGCAGUUAAUGAGAAGAAUGCUUCCAGCAACCGUAGAAGCAUGUCGAAAAGGCUGGGACCAUGGUCCAGGCUGCAAAUACCGUCAAUUUGGCUCAGUAUCGUCGUAUACUGAAUUAAAUCAGUCGCCAAUCUGCGCAUGCGGCGAAGGAAAAACUGCAGAAGGUUUUCCGCGGGUUGAAGGAUGGAAAAUUCUUAGUGGAUAUACGACGAGGAUUGCUCUUAUGCCGUUGUCGACGGUAGAUUACGUUGAAGCGCAUUAUUCGCAGGAAGAACAUGACAGGUUUUCGCAUAGAUGGAUUAACACGGACGUUAGUUGA
Molecule: messenger RNA, 3243 nt
Organism: Botrytis porri
Lineage: Eukaryota; Fungi; Ascomycota; Leotiomycetes; Helotiales; Sclerotiniaceae
Exons: 3
Coding region: 1-3243 (1080 amino acids)
Source: RefSeq, a predicted model, not a curated record